AUGGUGAAGCCAUUAAUGGCAUCUCCGAAUUCUGCGACUGUGAGCGAUCAUGAGGGUUUCAAGUACAAAGGCGUGAGGAAGCGAAAAUGGGGCAAAUGGGUAUCUGAAAUUAGACUUCCCAACAGCCGAGAACGCAUAUGGCUUGGUUCUUAUGAUUCUGCAGAGAAGGCUGCUCGAGCCUUCGAUGCUGCACUCUUUUGUCUACGUGGUGAGCGUGCCAAUUUCAACUUCCCUGAUACUCCUUUCCUCUUUCAUCUUCCUCCUCAUCAUCAAUCUCUUACCCAUCACCAGAUUCAGCUUCUUGCUUCUUCCUUCGCCAAACAGCUCCACCAGGAGCCGCCGGCGGAGCCACCCCAUGAAGAACCAUCUGCAGAAUUUCAUUCUAGUCCUGUAUCAGUGUCGGAGACAGGUUCCACCAGUACCUCAUCGUCCUCCUGUAUGCAAGUGGAAGUGGACCACAGUGACGACAGCCCCAUAGAUUGGUCAUUUUUGAACUCGCUGGAUUCUAAUGACCUUGGUGCCAUCGACGGGGGACUCUAUUCUGAGUUAGAUUACUUCCAGAUUGGUGAGUCGACGUCCGAGUUAUCUCUCAUUCCCCCACCUGAGCCUUUCGACUACAAUGCCCAAGAAAAUCAAUACGAAGAUGCUUAUUCUAACAAUUCAUUCCUUUGGAACUUCGGAUAG
This is a messenger RNA of Neltuma alba, 684 nucleotides long. RefSeq names its product ethylene-responsive transcription factor ERF017-like. The transcript has a single exon. Gene Ontology annotation, molecular function: DNA binding; DNA-binding transcription factor activity. Bases 1 to 684 code for a protein of 227 amino acids. Gene Ontology annotation, biological process: regulation of DNA-templated transcription. The record is from RefSeq and is a predicted model, not a curated record. Lineage: Eukaryota; Viridiplantae; Streptophyta; Magnoliopsida; Fabales; Fabaceae.